This is a messenger RNA of Paramacrobiotus metropolitanus, 1675 nucleotides long. Its product is annotated as paired mesoderm homeobox protein 2B-like. Bases 287 to 1396 code for a protein of 369 amino acids. Gene Ontology annotation, biological process: regulation of transcription by RNA polymerase II. Gene Ontology annotation, molecular function: RNA polymerase II transcription regulatory region sequence-specific DNA binding; DNA-binding transcription factor activity, RNA polymerase II-specific. NCBI's taxonomy places the organism in Eukaryota, Metazoa, Tardigrada, Eutardigrada, Parachela, Macrobiotidae. The record is from RefSeq and is a predicted model, not a curated record. The transcript has 4 exons.
CAGUAUACUGUGCACAGUGUAUUACACACGGAAUGUCCCAAGUCAACUGUCCAUUUCAUCCCCCGGUACAUCGCUCGUUGAUCAGUUGUUUUCUAUUAUUCCCAUCGCUAAUCUCCGAAAUUCAAUUGCAAUUCCCAACCCAUGCUGAUCGGUGAUCACUGAUCAGUAUAACUUCGUAGUGUACAACAGCCGAUCGUGCGGCAUUUAUGGCUGCCGGCUGACUCUUAAAAAUAUCUUGAUAAUUGUGGAGUAUCGGAUAAUCUUCUCCCUCCAAAACAUAUCUUCGAUGAAUACCUACAAAAUGGACUAUUCCUAUUUAAAUCAAUCAGCAUAUGAUACAUCCGGCAUUCCCGGCAUGGAUGCCAACAUGGGAUUGUCGUGCAGUUAUAACGAUUUUGGCGGCAAUGCCGCGCAAAUGUCAUCGGCAGCAGCGUAUCGGUACAACACAACGGCCGCCGCCGCCAGUGUCUCCAUGCGCUCAUAUCCGGGUUCAGCCAAUUGCGCCAUGGUUGGAGCGCCGCGUGGACCGCGUGACAGCGUUUUUCCAGCAGGAUUAUCCUCUUAUAAAAUGUAUCCCAAUCAUCACCAUCCAGCGCUGCAGCACUCGAUGCAUUCGCACACACAUCAGCCGCAGCAUCCAGUGCAUCAUCAUGUAGCCGGUGACAGUCAGGCCGGGCAACUGCUGCCGAAUGAAAAACGGAAACAGCGUCGUAUUCGCACAACCUUUACCAGUGGACAAUUAAAGGAACUUGAACGAGCAUUCCAGGAAACUCAUUAUCCUGAUAUCUACACUCGCGAAGAGAUUGCUAUGAAAAUUGAUCUGACCGAAGCCAGAGUGCAGGUGUGGUUUCAAAACCGUCGUGCGAAGUUUCGUAAGCAAGAGCGGCACACAAAAAGCAGUACUACUGCCAAUGGAAGCACCACCUCCGGAAUGUCAUCGCCCGUCUCCGAAGACGAUACCAAAGACACUUCCAACCCUAACAAUUUUGCGAAAUCUUCCACCGGCGAUUCCGAGUCGCAGGCAGGAACAUUACAGCCCGAUGCCUCAACAGCAGCCACAAUUUCUGUUAUUAAAAGCACCGGAAACGAUAAACAUACGCUGCAAUCCGGACAACCCUCCCGUAGUAUUAAUGAUUCUUGCACCCGAGACGUACCCGCGUUGAUUAAGAAUGAGCAAGGAAACUCUUGGAUGAAACCGCUUCCUGCAAUAUCUACAUCAUCCGCUAGCGGAACCAUACCAAACACAAAUCGCAAAUCCGAUCCGCGAAUGCACAACGGAGUUUUAGAAAACGACAAUUCACGCUCUUCUUUCGCAGCCCUGAUGCAGAGCGGCGCAUCGUACAUCGGUGUAGAAUCGACUUCCUCUGCAAAGCUGUCCGGUUUGUUUGGAUGUUAAUGAAAAACUUUUUUUGAGUUUCCUUUAAAUGUCACAUGUACUGUAAAUUUACUCUAAAUAAACACUGAAUGGUAAUACGCAUCUGUUUGAGUUGAUAUCGACUCCUUGUCUACUCGUAGGAAAAUAGGUAAGUGCUUCCCAGGUUUGGUUGCAGAUUGAAUUACUGAUAGUCAGUUUCGAAAUCUGUACUGUAAAAACUCGUGUACGUACUGUUCGUUCCUAUCGAUAACAGAUUGAUUUUUGUUCUGAUAUCGCACUGCGCAAGAAUAAAGGCAGCGU